This is a messenger RNA of Eremothecium gossypii ATCC 10895, 1284 nucleotides long. It is a transcript of the gene WBP1, whose product is annotated as dolichyl-diphosphooligosaccharide-protein glycotransferase. The transcript has a single exon. The record is from RefSeq and is marked provisional. NCBI's taxonomy places the organism in Eukaryota, Fungi, Ascomycota, Saccharomycetes, Saccharomycetales, Saccharomycetaceae. The coding region runs from base 1 to 1284 and encodes 427 amino acids. Gene Ontology annotation, cellular component: oligosaccharyltransferase complex; endoplasmic reticulum membrane.
AUGUUAGAACGGGUGCUGUUGGGACUGCUCUAUGUGGUGUCCAUGGCUGCUGCCAUUUCCGUCCACGGAAUGAAGACUUUGCUUAUUUAUGACUCCAGAAUUACAGAUUUGGGUCAAUACCAGAACUUCCUGGGCAUGUUGAGAGAAAGACAGUAUCAGGUGGAAGAAGUGUCUGUCGACGGAACUGCAAGUUCAAUUUCCCUUUACGAUGGCGAUGUUAGGCUCUACGACAAUCUGAUUCUCUUCCCAAUCAAAUCUAGAACGAUCAGUAAGGAUAUUAACGUGAAGAGUUUACUUCAGUUCUUCGAAGAGGGGGGUUCGGUGCUAGCCGUUACCUCACCAAAUGGUGUCACAGAGAGUGCACGCGUGUAUCUUGAACAGAUGAAGAUUCAUGUAAGUCCCAGAGAUUAUAAGCUGGUUGACUAUUUCCAUGAUGGGCCAAUCGAUGUGCUUCCUGUGAACACCAGUACAGUGAGGAAUAAGCAUAUUUUUUCGUCUGAUUCAGUAUCAGAACUAACUUAUAGUGGUUCCUCCGCACUGUUGAGGAAUGAUGGGCUUGUUAUACCUGUUCUACCUGCGCCACGGACUUCCCUAAGCAAGAACAAGAAGGGGGAGCAGUGGACGGCCGGCUCUCAGGGAUACUUAGUUGCCUCGGUGCAGAAUCUGAACAAUGCUCGGACAUCCUGGGUGGGAAGCGACUCCUUCUUCAAUGAUGGCAACUGGCAGAAAAACGGAGCUUUCGUUGAAGAACUUAUCAAGUGGACAUUUGGAGAGAAGGCCGUCAUCAAGAGCACAGGUUUCACACACAAACAUUCCAACGGGCUAACAUUCGAUCAGUUGCCUUACAAGAUCAAAGACAACAUCUUCUACGAAAUAGGCUUCUCCGAAUGGAAUGGUUCUAAAUGGGUUCCAUUCCAUGCAGAUGACAUACAAUUCGAACUCCGGAUGCUGGAUCCUUAUUAUCGUUUAACGCUAGAGCCUAGCAGGGUCUCUGUGGAUAGCCAAUACUAUAGCACGGGCAAUUUCGCAUUACCCGACCAUCAUGGUGUUUAUACGUUCGUUACUCAAUAUAUGAAUAGCGGACUAUCAUUUGUCAUUCAGAAGGACGUCAAACCCAUUCGGCACCUGGCUAAUGAUGAGUAUCCAAGAAGUUACGAGAUCACCAACUCAUGGGUAUUCCUGUGCUCGAUUUCCGCGGUGAUUGCCCUGUUCGUAGCAUUUGUUGCCAUUUACCUCUUCACGCCAGUGGUACCAUCUGUCUCGCCUGAGAAGAAGAAGAGCUGA